Dufourea novaeangliae is the source of this 4851-nucleotide messenger RNA. RefSeq lists its product as uncharacterized. Lineage: Eukaryota; Metazoa; Arthropoda; Insecta; Hymenoptera; Halictidae. The coding region runs from base 255 to 4487 and encodes 1410 amino acids. The transcript has 4 exons. The record is from RefSeq and is a predicted model, not a curated record.
GAACCGUCGAAUAGGAUGUAGCUCAAUGUCGACGCGCGCCAAGCUAAAUAGGGAGAAUAAUGCCCAGUACCGGACCUCUGGCCAAACACUUGUGGUGCUAACAGAAGAGGACAUUGUCAGUCGUGCGCGUGUGUGGCUCGAAUUUCCGUGAAGAUUACAGAGUGGAUGAUGUAGGAAUCGGUAGGAGACAAUGAAUCUCUGUAAACGCGUGUUUCCGAUUUAGCGGCGCCCCCCGGUCGAAGCGGAGGAUCAAAAUGUCGGAGACGGAAGACAUCCGUGCCGUAGUGGAGAACAAUGAUUUCCACAGCAUCAUCGAGGAGGAGAGCGGCCGGUCCAGCUCCGCGGAUUAUUUAGACACUUAUGACGACACGCCGAAGGAAACGAAAGAGCUGUCCGAGGAGAGCAACGAGGAAGAGUUCAAGGAGGACAAGGAGACGUUCGUAGAGACGGUGAAGAAACCGCUUGAGGUGGACAGGAAGGAGAUCACGCAACCAGCGCGUACAACACCGGAAACCAUCACGUCGUCGUCGCCCAGUGCCGUCAUUAUCGACACGAUCCAACCGGAAACGGUGGUCGGUAAGGUAGGGACCGCAGUGAACGGCGAUGAACCGGCCGGUCACGCUGCAGCAGUUGGUCAGUGGAAUUCUACGUUACCGGCGUUAGUGGAGCGUCUCCGUUCAGCGCUCGAACACACCCUAGCGGGUGGAGCCGAAAAGCAGUCGGUGGAGGAGGAGGUGAUUCAACAGCGGCCAACACGCGAGGAUUCCGGCGUGGACUCCGAGGAGGACUUCCGGAUACGUACGUCCAUGGAACGUGUGCUCGUCGGUUGCACCGAACCGGAGCUCAGGAAGGAUCUAAAGUUUCUCGAGGAUCUUCUGUUGUCCGACAUCCAGACCGCCCUGUCGCGGCUACGGGAGACCUUGGAACGUACGGACGUAGCCGCGUUGGCAAGAAACGGCGCCGCAUCCGAUUCCACUGGAAAGCUACACUUGCUGCGACUCGUGUCCAGUCUGUUAUCUAGGCUACAGGUGCCCGAGGUGGAGGAGAAGAAAAUCCUACAAUCGGAGAAAACGACGACCCCGGUACUGCCGUCGACGUCGUUGAGCAGAAGACGCAGAGGAACUAGACACACCAUCGGCGUCUCGACGGAGGAAUUGGCCAGGGCCAGGAAGUGGUUGGAGGAGGAGAGAAACAGCGGUUGCUUGCCGCUGGAGGACGUGCGCCCGGCGAAGGAGAGGGGUCAGAACGGCAACAACGAGGAGACGGUGAAUUUGGAGAAGAGGUCGGAGGAGAUACGAGACAAGUGCGUAAAGGACGCGAUCAAUCAGCGCCAGCUGUUGGAGGACAAGAACAAGGAGAUCAGAGAGAGCUACAAAGGCGGCCAGGAGGUGGACGAUAAACAGGUCGAGAGUACGUGUCGGUAUAAUAAUAUUUACCAAGAGAGUAACGUGAAUAUUGUCGAGGACAACGAGGUGAAGGGCCGAGUGAGCAGAUUGGCGGAGAUACUCGGACAACGGGCCGAGUUAGCGGCCAGUCGGUAUCCUCCGGCAAAUAAGUUCACCGCGAAGAAAUCGAAGAUCAAACGUGCGAACACCAUCGACAUACCCAGCUAUCUGAAGCUACAGACGGAGAGUCUCGGUCGCAAGAGCACUGGCUGCGUUUCCCUUCGGCGACCGAUCAACGUCGGGGACAAGGCGAGCGUUCAUCGUACAGGGACCAUUGUGCCGAGCUUUCAGCCGAGAACGGAGAACGACAGGAAGUUUCUCGCGUUGAUCAACAAGAACAACGACGCGCCCGCGAACACGGUGGUGCCGUUUAAGGCGUUCGGGUUCGCGAAGACAAUGGACGUGCCCCCGUCUACGGCGCAGAAAAACUGGACCAGCCGGUUCUCGAAUAUCAAGACGACCUUCGACAAACCAUCGGGGAACGAGGACAGGGAGAAUAGACCGUCGUUGAAGGAUCGUGCGAACAAGAUGUUCCCCGGGGCGGUACAGAAUUCUUCGUAUCCGUCAAAUUCUGAUUUAGGCUCGAAUUAUAAUUCUCCCGUUAUGAAAGACUUCGGGGGCGGUUUCAGACACGCGCCAUCCUCGCCGUUCAAGAAAAUCGAGAAAUCCCCUGUGUCCCCGUCGAAGGUUCCGCCGGCGUAUCAUUGGCCCAAGAACGCCCCGGUGCCGACGAAUAACUUGAGGGAAAAGGCGAGAAUGAUGUUCGACCGGGAGAACGCACCAGCGAGGUCUAGACCCACUGCAGAUCGCGAGAAACCCGCGUUUCCGCGACCCCCUUGGAUCGAUCACGAGAGGAACGGGACAGUGACGGAGAACGGUCGAAUCGAUUAUAAAUCGUUCUGCAAACAAUUCGCCCCUUUUGUCGGCAAGGCCGCCAUGGAAACGAAGAAGCAGCGCGAGGAACAAAGGAUUCCCGGUGUGGUGGACGGUAAGAUCUCGUUCAAGAUCCCGGAGGGACGCAAACCCCCGAGAAUCCAUCAGUAUCCGGUGGAACGUCCGUUGAUAAAGGAGAAAAUUGGACCGGAGAUCAGGAACAGCUACGAGACGAUCAAAGGAAACGGAGGAUACGGUCAGAAAGAGCCGCCGAAGCCGAGGUUUGCCGACGCUACAUUGCGAGGUAGCUCGUCGGUAGCUGUACAGACCGGUAUCAACGAGGAUCAUCAGGACGAAGGACGAUCGUUCAGAGUAGCGCCGAAGAUUCCGAAAGGAUCUAUGGUUUGUAGCAACGUUUCCGUUCAAACUACCGAUCUAGAGAGACCGUGUGCGUCGAUAAGCGACACGGACACUCGGAAGCAAUGGACACCGAUCGUCGAUGAAGGAUCGACCAUUCAGCGUGGUGUUGACCAUCAGAGAUUCGUCUUGGACCACAAUCAGAGCUAUCGUACGGUUUCAGGUGAUUCCCCGAUGUCCAGUCCACGUCGGUCGUCGAGCGAACAGAACAACAGAGACACUGUUGUUACCCAUCAGGCCGGUCACCAAAAACAACCUGGAAAUCCUGUUAAUCUCCCCAAGGAUCCAACGCACGAGAUUCAGGGUUAUCAGAAGGAAGACGAAGAAGGUCCCGAUCAGCCCGUCGUUUCUCCAACGAGCCUGCCAACCUACGAUCGUUCGCAGAAGGAUAAGUCAACAGCGGACUGGCCCGUAGAGGAUCCGGCGUUCCUGGACGAUCAGAACAUCCAGAACCAGGACAUCAGUCCCGACGUCGGUGUGGUGACACGGUACACCUGCGCGAUCGCCACCGUCGCCACAUCGGUCGACAGUCCUGAACCGCGUUCCGAAGAGCUACCGUUCAUCGAGUCACGCGCCUCCUCGUCACCCUCGCCCUCCCGAUGGUCGUCCAGGUCCAGGCCAACAACCAGCGAGACCGCCACGCCCGAGGACGAGAUACGUAGGCACAAUCUGUUGCAACAGAGCCUGGUCCGGCGUCUGCAGAACGAGAUCGCCUGCCUGAACGACGAACCCCCUCGGUAUCAAGCUGACUCCGGUCAGCAUGUAACCGUGACAUCUAGAAGUGUCAGCCAGUCGUCUGGCGUGGCUGAACCGAGUUACAGUCUCCACCAGAGUCAUCAACCUAGCGCUGCUCACGCCCAACAACGGAACUUCGGUGAAUCCUCCGGGAUCAGUCAGUCACCCAUGUCUAUCCAAGGGUCUCCGCAAAGCAUCGAUCAAACCUCGAACAUCAACCGUCCUCAACAGAUCCCUCAGAGCCACCAACAGAGCUUCGACCAUCCAGCGAACUUCGAUCAAUCGCCGAACGCCCAACCAUCGAAAUUCGGUAAAUUCUUAACUCCAAUCCCCCAGAAAAAGCCAGAACCGUCCAGGACGACCCAUUCGCCCAGUCCAAUUCCAGCGAACCGAGUGGUCUCGCUCCGUGAAGCCUACGAGCUGUCGCCCAGCGGUCAACCGAUCCAGAAGGAACGGUCCCCUGUACCGAACGGGGGGGCGUCGAUCGACUCCAGCGACGAAUACCUGGUCUCCUGCGCGAACAAGUCUUCCAGAUCCAUCGUGUUGUCAAAAUCCGAGUCCUGGCACCAAUUGGCCCAAUCCGCCGGCUAUCCGCGUGCGCCACGUGUCAGCGUACCUACAGCGACAGUAACCUCCAGACCGUCGGUCCAUCCGAAACCACCGAAGCCUAGGUCCCCGUCCUCGCAGAAACUUCGCUCGAAGCAAUUCGAGGCGUCCUCGAUGGCCGACAGCGUGAAGAGGAUGGAGGACAAGAUCAGACAGUACUUCGACAGCCCCGUGGACGCCACUGAAACCAGGGACCAUUCGAAGAGACGUUCACCGAGGACCUUCAACAAGGAAAUGGUCGGCCUGUCUCGUAGCCGUACGAUGCCUGGAAUGUCCGAUGAACGGCUAAGGUUACAGAUACCGAGCACCGUUCAACAGACGCCUCUGCUGAACGUGAACACCGCGGACGUCGAUAAGGUCUUCGACGAUCUGUUCGAGGAGGCCACCAGAACCGAGGGCCGGCAUUGCUGACGCGGACUUCAACGUCGUUUCGUCGUCCUCGACCUGGCGCUAGGUACCAGCCGCGAUCCAAUCGGUUGGGACCGUUGUGGGGACUGUCGUUCUUCUGUUCAUCGGCCCCAACCGGUCGCCACGUGACCUUGAGAACCACUGUGCGGUUAUCUUGCCUCGUGAACACCGAGUGCCGUAUAGUGACACACGAUCCGAGGUGGUCACCGAAGGUAAAGCCGUAAAAGGAUCGAUGAUCCUUUACGGAUGAGGAACUAGGAUUUAUCGUGGGUGAACAAGGAAGAUUCGAAAUCGAUUUUGUACAAGUGUGUGUGGUGGAGGGAAGACCAAAGAACGCGUGUGCUUGGUUUCGGUAUUGUUGCUGCAG